This is a messenger RNA of Psylliodes chrysocephalus, 5119 nucleotides long. The record is from the annotation of a GenBank genome assembly. Lineage: Eukaryota; Metazoa; Arthropoda; Insecta; Coleoptera; Chrysomelidae.
CUUAAACCGAACCAAAAUUUAUAAAUUGAAUAUUAGAUACAUUUAAAUAACCCAAUUCGUCAAGUUUGGAUAUCAGUGAUUUUUUCCUAUGUAUAAAAAACUUUUAUUCUUUUUUAAACAAUGACAAUUCCGAAGAAUUUUAAAAUUAAGAUAAAACGUUCUUACUUAGUAGCCGCUUCGGUUAAUUUGAUGUCAGUGUUAGCAGGAGUUGGAUACGCCUGGUCGUCUCCGUGUAUUCCCAAACUCACAGGUAAAGUAGAUCCAGAUUCUAAUCCUUUACCACAAUCGGCUAGUGUAGAGCAAAUAUCCUGGAUAACGUCGCUUCAUUGCCUUGGAGCUAUCUGUGGACCACUUUUGACUGGAAUCGUAGCAGCCAAGUUUGGAAAAAAGAAAACGUUGUUAUUAUUUUCCAUACCGCAGAUGAUAUCAAAUAUUUUACUAAUAUUUGCUAAUAGCGUUACAUUAUUUUAUAUAGCUAGAUUUUUAAUGGGAAUUGGAACAGGAUGUGUAUUUUCAAUAGUUCCUAUGUAUGUAGCAGAAAUAACUGAAACCACACAUAGGGGUAGAACUAGCAUGUUAAUGCCACUAAUGAUAACGGUAACACAAGAUUUUGUGUUUGUAAUUGGAUCAUACGUGACAAUAGCAACGCUUGCUAUGAUCUCUUUAGUACCAUCAAUAUUAUUUUUAAUUAUUUUCGGCAUUUUUAUACCUGAAAGUCCAUAUUACUUCAUAAAAAAGAACGAUUUAAAAGAAGCACAUACUAUUCUAGUUAAAUUGAGACAAAAUGAUGAUGUAAACGAUGAAUUAGAGGAUAUUGUAAAAUCUGUUAACGAUUCAGAAAGUCAGUUUUCUUUCGGUGCUUUUUUAAAGGCUAAAACGGUACAAAAAAGUUUUUUUAUAUCAUUUUGUCUUAUGUUUUUUCAACAAUUUAAUGGUAUAAAUGCUAUAUUUGCUUAUCAGCAGUCUAUACUAGACGAAUCUAACUCCCCGCUGCCUGCAGAUAAGGCUGUAAUGAUUGUUGCGUUAGUCUCAUUAGUGGCAAUAUUUUUAGUUUCAAAAUUAGUGGACAGCUUUGGCAGGAGAAUACUAUUAAUAUCCUCUUACACGGGACAGUUAUUAUCAUUACUUAGUUUAGGUCUAUAUUUCCAUUUGCAAAAUAAAAACGUCAAUAUAGAUUUUUUAUUUUGGUUACCCGUGACUAAUAUUAUAGGGUAUAUGAUGAGUUUUAAGUUAGGAGCAGGACCUAUUUCGUGGACCAUAGCUGGUGAAAUUUUUCCAUCAAAUUAUAAGUUUAUUCUAAACCCAUUAAUUGCGUUUAUAAUGAAUAUUAUGAGCUUUCUAGUAACUUUUGUUUUUCCUCGGUUUUGGGCUAAGUUUAGUUUAGAGGUCUCAUUUUGGGUAUUUUCGGUCGUCGUAGCUUGUGCUCUACCUUUUGUGAUUUUCAUGGUGCCAGAAACAAAAGGGAAGAGCUUUAUUGAAAUUCAGCGUAAACUUGAAGGAAUUACUGGUCCUAAUUUCAUAAAAUAAAAUGUUAUUGUAGAAAUAUUAAUAUUGGUAGUCCAUAAAGUUUCAUACUAAAAAGUUUUUUGGAAUCAAUCAAAAUUUGUUUGACGUAUGUUCCAAUAGGGUCAACAAAAAGUAUGUGUUCAUUUAAAACAAUGGUUUUGCUUGUUACAGUAUUUUCUUGUCUUGAACGUGCUUAUUCUAAAAAUAAUUUUAACGAAGCUGUAGCGAAAAUAUAAUGUGAUUAUGUCAAUCAUACAGUAUUGUUCCAAAAACUUUGAGUUUAUGGAAUCGGAGACGAAGCGCUAAGUUGGAUAAAAUCUUAUCUUUCAAAAAGUAAGCAAAUUGUAAGGACUCUCAAUCUUUAGAUAUAACGACGCUCGCAAAUAAGAACGUCGUAACUUAAUUUUUGUUAAAAUUAAGUUAAAACUAUGUAUUCGGUUUAAAAAUACCUGGUCUUUCGAUUAAAAUGCAAAAUUUUUGUUUUUUCUUUGUUUUUGUCGAAAAGGUAAUUUUAUCGUAUUUCAUCCAAGUAAAAAAGCGACCCAAAGAUUAUAAUUAGGAAGAGGUUAGAACCAUAAGGGUAUAAGUGACAUUGUUGCUUAAUUUGAGUUAAGUACAUAUUUAGUAUAUUAAAUGGUAUAUAAUUUUAGUGGCAUAUCGAUACAAGCGAUUUUAAUACACUUUGCGACAUCUAUUGGUGUGUGACCAUGACUUACUAAAAUUUUUAUGUAGAUUUCUUUGUGGCAAUUAGGUAUAAGCGCACUUGUACCGUUUUGUUACUGAAUUAUAUUAAGUACAUUCUACAAUAAAGAACUUGGUACAACAAGAUUGUGUGAUUAUUUUCAUUCGUGGAUUUGUAUUUUAUUUAGAAAUAUUGUGACUGUGCUAUUGGUGCAAUAAAAUAGGCAAGUAUGGCUAGAAUUUUUGUAAAAAAAAAUUGAAAAAAUAUCAUUUUUAAGAUUUUUAAUAGGUUUUGCAUUAUUCUAACCUAAAAAUACACGCCUAUAUUGAAGCAUAUUUUUUGUUUUAGCGAGUUUCAGUACUGAAAAAGAUGCAUGUAGUGAUAGUGGUAGUGAAGAAGAUCCAUAUGCUACUGACGCAGAUAGUGACUACAAUCGUGAAGAAUUAAAUGAUCCACAGAGGGAUUUGAGUACUGACGAUGAAAUCGUACCAGACGAGGUGUUUGAUUACGAAAUAGAAAAUAAUGAUGCACAUAUCCCAGUUUAUAGUAGUACUCCUAGAAGGACAAGAAAGCGCAAGGUGGAAACGAUAGUGUGGGAAAAAGUAAAAAGAAAAACAUUACGUAGUAAAGGGAAAGAAUAUACAAAUACUCGUAGAAAACUCGUACCAGCUCACCGGUUACGUGAGUAUCACCAUACUUGCAGAUAUGACUGUAACAAAAUUACUGAAGACGAACGAAAAAAUGUGUUUAAGAAGUUCUAUGAACUACCAAGCUACGAUUUACAAAGUAAUUUCAUUGGAAGCUGUAUCUCUAAAAAAAGCGCCAACACGCAGAAAGCAAGGAGCAGUUACGACUAAAAGCUUUGUGACUAAGAUAACUCUUUGUAAUUAUCGAGUGUGCAAAGAAUUUUUUCUAAAAACAUUAGAUAUUUUAAAUAGACGAUAUGCAACUGUUUCAAAUAAAAUUUCACAAGAAGGUUUUGUCGAACUGGAUAAACGUGGCAAACAUCCACCUAGAAAUAAACUUCCAAUCGAAAAGAAAAAUGAAGUUGUAGCUCACAAUAAUCAGUUCCCUAGGUACAAGAGUCAUUAUUCGAGAGCUCAAAACGAGAACACGAGAUAUUUGUCGGAGACACUCAAUAUUUCUGUACUGUACAGACUAUAUUGCGAAUGGUGUACCGAAAGAGAAAUAACUCCGGUAAAAGAAUCUUACUACAGACAUGUCUAUUGUACCGAAUUUAAUUUAAAAUUCUAUAAACCGCAUACUGACACCUGUAAUACCUGUGACCGCUUAAACAACCAAAAACAAAUUUGUAGAUGACGAGAAUCUUCGUAAGACUCUAAAGACAGAAUUAGAAGUUCAUCAUCGAAAAGCAGAAAAAGUGGCUAGAAGUAAAGAAAAAGACAUCAGCUACGCUAAACAAAACACAAACUGCCGCGUUUUGUGUUUCGACUUACAACAAACACUUCCUACUCCCUACUCCAAACAAAUAAAAUUUAUUACCUUAGGCAGUUGUGGACCUACAAUCUAUGCAUUUAUGAUUGUACUUCAAAAAUAUCUAAUAUGUAUGUCUGGAAUGAAACGAUAGCCUCCCGUGGUUCAAGAGAAGUAGCUUCAUGUUUGUAUAAAUUUAUUGAAUCUCUUCCAGAAACAGUUAAUCACAUAAUAUUUUACAGCAACUCUUGUGGGGGUCAAAACAAAAAUAAAAAUUUAAUUAGGCUUUUCGUGUACCUAGUACAAAAGAAUAAGAAAAUAGAGACAAUAGAACAUAAAUUUUUCGUGCCAGGACAUUCGUACAUGGAAUGUGACAGAUCAUUUGGCUUAAUAGAAACAGAUUUCUCAUGUAUUCGUUCCCAGUGACUGGAGUGAGAUUAUUGAAAAAACGUCCACAAAUUUCAAUUUUUGUGAUAUGGAUAGGGAGUCAUUUAUCUCUUUCCAGUUUCUCAACAAAUCUAUGAAAGAUCCCAAAUUUACCGAUCAAGAAGUAGCAACUGCUAUACAAGUUUUGCAAGCAUCAAGAAUUUUGAAAAAAGCAUCAAAGAAAACAACUUUUGAAGCUCUUAAACUGCGACCAGUUGUAUGGUUUCAGUAUGACAAGGAACAUUUUUUAAAUUUUGCCUUUAAAGAAACUUUGAAUGCUGAUUUUCUUUUUUCUCGCUCCGAGAAAUGUGCAAAGGUGGGUAUAACAAGGGCCACCAUUAUAGCCGGUGAAAUAAAGACUAAUGACACUACUCCAGUGCAAAAAAUUACUUCUGCUAAAUGGAAUGACUUGAAACAGUUACUACCAUUUAUACCACCUUAAAAGUUGACUGCGCCAAUAUUUCACAAUUAUCAAAAUACUUUAAAGUGGAAUAUCUGGAAAUCACCUUCAUGUCACUUAUAUUGUUAUGGUUCUAACCCCUUCACUUAAUAACUGUAAAAUUAGAUAAUUAUAUCGCAUCUAUACUUGCAUGAAAUCUGAAUGGAUUACCAUUUUAUAAUAUUCUCCAAGUCAGUACUUAUUUGUCGUAUUUUGCCAAAUUGAAGAGAAAAUGAAAAGAGUUUGGUUAGUGUAUUCAUGCAGAGCAAAUUAGGUACUCUUUUUAUAGCAAAACAUUUAACUUAAAUUUAAACGGCAAAAUGAGUUGUACUGACAUAUUUUGUUUAAACAUAAAUCCACAGUGGAACAUCUGAAAGUUAGUAAAAAAAUUGGGUUGAGUUAAGGAGUUCGUUAAUUGACAAAGAAAAACAAAAUUAUUUUCAACUUGGAACGGAAUGCUGGCGCUCCAUCUUAAAAAGGCUUAUUGCCAUUAUCCGAUUUUUAGCUAGGCAAUCCUUAGCAUUUUGUAGACAAAGUUCUGUCUUAUACAAACAAAACAAUUGCAUUUUUUUAAAAGAUGUUUAAAAUUAUUUAUAUGUUAUGGUUCAUGUUUGUUAAAUAUUAUAUAAGUG